Messenger RNA from Meyerozyma guilliermondii ATCC 6260, 2349 nucleotides. It is a transcript of the gene LYS143, whose product is annotated as Lys143p. The record is from RefSeq and is a predicted model, not a curated record. NCBI's taxonomy places the organism in Eukaryota, Fungi, Ascomycota, Pichiomycetes, Serinales, Debaryomycetaceae. Gene Ontology annotation, cellular component: nucleus. Gene Ontology annotation, biological process: positive regulation of transcription by RNA polymerase II. The transcript has a single exon. Gene Ontology annotation, molecular function: transcription cis-regulatory region binding; zinc ion binding; DNA-binding transcription factor activity, RNA polymerase II-specific. The coding region runs from base 1 to 2349 and encodes 782 amino acids.
AUGUGGUUAGACCAAGAUACUCAAGACCACACUUCCGAAAUGGCUACCAGUCCAACCAACGCUGCUCAUAGAACCAAGGAGAGAAAACGACACUACUCGAAGAAUGGGUGCCGCGAGUGCAAGCGUCGAAAGAUCAAAUGUGAUGAAGCAAAACCCAGCUGCUGGCAGUGUGAGCGCUUAAAAAAGUCAUGUUCGUAUCCCGAUGUUGGUGAGAAGGUACUUCGAGUUGCACGUAGGUCUGUGACCUCCCGCUCAAGCUCGUCCCCAAAAAGCGAGAUAACACCACAACCUGUUUCGGCUCACAGUACUACCGCUAUCAAGCCUGAAAUUCCUGCCAGGUUCAUGAACGUGCCGAAUCAAGAAUCAAGAGGCUUUAAUGAGCCGAAUGGUCAUCAACAGUAUCCUCCGAGCCAGAGCUUACCUCAAAAUAAAGCUCAAAAUCAACUACAAAUGCCCAAUCAUUAUGCCCAUUAUCCUCAUGUGCCAGUUUCACAGCCUCAACAUCAGCAACAUUUUGCAGCACCGCAACCGCAUCAUCUUUCACACCCACCUCAACCCCAGCAACAACAUGGCAUCCCUAUCCCGCUCCCGCCCCAUCACUAUUCACCAUAUGGAAUACCACAGCACCGCUAUAUUCCAUCUUCCAUUCUGAAUCUAUUGAAUGACACGCUGAAUGGCUUACUGUCUUCAGAUCAUUCUUCGUCUUACACUUCCAAAGGUAACACUCUGCCCGGAUCAUCCUUAUCCCAAGAUUCGCCGGUCAUGUAUACCACUCCUGGGUUGCAUCAUCCCAAACCAGAUGAAAACCAUCUCGCAGUAUCCGAUUUUACACAGAAUGACAACAUGAUGAUUCUAGACAACUACCAGUAUUUCAACCAGGACGACCUCAAUUUAUUAGCAUCUGACCUUAACAACAUCGUGAGCAACAUCAUGUUUGAGUCUAAUUACGAUGGAAAGUUCGAUGCUGCGAACUUCAAGAGCGAUAUCAAGGAGGACGGGAACAUGCGGACCAGCUCGCCCCACCAGCCUGAUUUAGACCUGAAAAAUAUAGCUUUUGAUUACAUUCAGGUGAGCAGCCCCCAUGAAAAGCUUUACUUGGAGGAGUUCUACACUCAUUUUGCUCAUAUUAUCCUUCCUUUUUGCUCUUGGGAUGAGACUACUAAUACCUACGUUAAUCCUGCUCGUGAUAUAUUGCUUCAGAGAGCGGCUAAAGAACCAUUUCUCCUAGCUGCGGUUCUUGCCCAAGGAGCAAAGACGUCCUUUGUCAGGCACGGAAAUGAAGCCGAUGAAGAAGCUUAUUGCAGUUAUUUGUCGAAGUGCCUCAAGUUACUUGGACCUGCGUUGGGAAACGGCGACGAAAAGGAGACCGUGGACCUUCGAUCUAACAUUGAGGCUGUGCUCUUGACAGUUUUGCUAUUGACUUCGGCCAAUGCAUCGAAUCUGAAGCAGGAUUGGCGACCGCACUUGAGAGGGGCCAAGGACUUGCUAUUAAAGUACACUUCUAACAAUCGAAAGUGGAGAAAUUCAAAGAUUUUAGUAUUUUGCAAAUACUGGUUUGUAUCCUUCGAAGUCCUAGCGGGAAUCAGUUCAAGUAAAGGCGGUACUCUCAAGACCAACUCUGAAAUCGACUCCUUGAUGAACCCUGGUAAUCGAUAUGAGAUCCAAGUGAUGAAGGAUUUAGGGUUUAUAAAAGAGAAUGGUUUCAAUAUUCUUUACGGUUACCACAACAGUUGUGUCGCUCAUCUUCGAGAUUUGGUCAAGAUUCUUAACAAAAUUAGACAAAAUGAAACUGUCGAUGCUUUUGAGAUUCUCAGAGUUGUCGCGGAUCUAUACAAGCAAACUGAAAUCGAAUUCAUCAAUAAGAAUGGAAUUAUGUCACCUAGUGAUUUGAGACCUGGACAACCUACGACUGGCCAUUUGUUGGAACGUGUCUUUGUUAACAAGCAAGAAAAGAUUUUGAGCUGGAUGGACAUAUGCCAUCAGGCAUACGUUUUGGGAGGUGUCUUAACUCUCUUGACCAAAGGCUUGAACACACCCUAUGAUUCCCCUGCCGUUCAACAGAUAACGUCCAUUCUUGUUUCCUUCGUUGAAGUUUUGGUUACUGUCCCUGAGAGACCUGCAGCGAUAAAGUGUGCCGGGAUGAUGAUCCAAUGGCCUCUGUUGGUAGCAGCCAUGAAUUGCAAAGGGGAGGAGCGUAGGUUCACAAUGAUGAAAUUUUUCAAGAAUUCGAGUCAAAAUGGAUCUGGUGGAGCACAGAUUGCACUUAGGAGAACCAAGAAGAUUUGGAGCCAGCGUGACAAUGGAGAGCCCAUUGAUGGUUCUGAUGAUGCCGAGUUUGUUUCUUACUGA